AUGGACGACUUGUAUGAAGCUGUGGAGAACGCUAAUGAAAAGAAAAAGCUGCUCCUACUGGAGUUCAUAGGGUCGACGUCCUACCGGUCGACGUGCGAGUUUAUGAAGCCGAUUGUGGAGUCAGUCGCCAAUACUUACAAGAACAAAGCCGACUUUUGUACAGUCGAUGUCGACAACAAUGAGUUCAAGGAUCUCGCGAAAGCGUUCAGAGUGCAGGCCCUGCCGACGUUCCUGAUCAUAGUGGACUACAAGAUGGUGGAACAGAUUGUUGCUCCGGACAAGCAGGAGCUCAUCAAAAGCAUCAACAAGGCUGCUCCUACAAAGUGA
Miscanthus lutarioriparius is the source of this 327-nucleotide messenger RNA. NCBI's taxonomy places the organism in Eukaryota, Viridiplantae, Streptophyta, Magnoliopsida, Poales, Poaceae. The record is from the annotation of a GenBank genome assembly.